This is a messenger RNA of Ilex paraguariensis (yerba mate), 988 nucleotides long. NCBI's taxonomy places the organism in Eukaryota, Viridiplantae, Streptophyta, Magnoliopsida, Aquifoliales, Aquifoliaceae. The record is from the annotation of a GenBank genome assembly.
AUGUCGCAGAAGAGACAGCAGGAGGAUGGGUUUUUCAAGGCUCGAUCAGAAGGCAACCCUUCCGAAGAAAAGCGGCGAAAAGUUCCUUCUUUCAGAAGUGUUGUGCUGGAGGUGAUGAGCUUGCGUAAAGUCCAGCCUAUUAUUGAGCCAGUUUUGGAGCCCUUGAUUCGUAGAGUUGUAAGUUCAUACCUUAGAAACAAGUUUUAACUGUGAUUUGAUAUUUUGUGGCUUAACUUAUCCAGUUUCUUAAAGAGUCAUGUUGUGUUGUUUACUUAAGACUUACUUGAUUCGAUUGGGCACAUAGGAGCAUGUUCUUCGAAUUUGGUAGAACAUUUCACCAACUAUUUUUUCACUACUUUUGUGAGCAUAAAUCACCAAUCACGUGUCAAAAUAUUAUCAAUAUAAUUUGGCAAGCCUUUAGGUGAUGUAUGGGUAAUUGAUUUAAGGUAAUCAAAGGUAGCUGAGAAGAUUGAAUGGAGAUUUUGGGGAAAAUUGGAUCUCCCACCAUUUGUGGAUAGGUAUAUGAGUUGUAACCAAAUCUCAAAUAUAAUUUUGUAACUAGCACUGGCUAACUAGGAUCAAAUAUUUUUCGAAGCAAUAUUCAUGGAUGAGGGGCUUAGGAUCGAUAUCCAUGAAAUUGUAGAUGGACCUAGAGGACGUGUGAAUAGGUAUUUUCAAAUUAUAGCUCGUUUAUCAGCUGAAUAAAAUUAUUUAGACCAAUAUUCAUGGAUGCACAUGAAAGUGAGCCCAUUUAUUCUCUUAUGCAAUCAAUCACAUGGUGUAGUCAUUUUUCAAUGGCAUGCAAAUAUUUAAAGCAAUCACACAAGAAAAGAGGCAAAUGAUUGUUUAGUAAACCGGAAAAGGAAAGAAAAUGAUCUCGUCCAGCCCUAAAUUCACUAGAUGUGACUCGACUUGUUCAAAAGACUUGUAACAUUUUCGGACUCCAUGCACCGAUGUUCCUCUUGUCUUGAACCUACUUUUGAUUCCA